GUCCCAGUCCUCAGACACGAGUCUCGCGGCCACAGCAAAGCCCCCUCGGAGGCGGCCGGACAGAGCCCUGACCGUCGGACCGACGACGGAGUCCCAGAGAGCAGGGCGGAUGGACACCUUCAGCACCAAGAGCCUGGCCCUCCAGGCCCAGAAGAAGCUCCUGAGCAAGAUGGCAUCCAGGGCGGUAGCGGCCGCGUUCAUCGACGACACCAGCAGCGAGGUGCUGGACGAGCUGUACCGCGCCACCAAGGAGUUCACCCGCAGCCGCAAGGAGGCCCAGAAGGUGGUCAAGAACCUGGUCAAGGUGGCCGUGAAGCUGGGUGUCCUGCUGCGCAGCGGGCAGCUGGGCGGCGAGGAGCUGGCGCGGCUGCAGCGCUUCCGGCAGCAGGCCCGCCGCCUGGCCAUGACCGCCGUCAGCUUCCACCAGGUGGACUUCACCUUCGACCGGCGCGUCCUGGCCGCCGCCCUGCUUGAGUGCCGGGACCUGCUGCACCAGGCAGCGGGCGCGCACCUGACCGCCAAGUCCCACGGCCGCAUCAACCACGUGUUCGGCCACCUGGCUGACUGCGACUUCCUCGCCGCGCUCUACGGCCCGGCUGAGCCCUACCGCUCCCACCUGCGCAGGAUCUGCGAGGGUCUCACCCGGCUGCUGGACGAGGAGAGCAUAUGACCUCCGACCUGACCUCCGACCUCCUCGUUCCGGCUUCCC
Messenger RNA from Globicephala melas (long-finned pilot whale), 709 nucleotides. It is a transcript of the gene TNFAIP8L1, whose product is annotated as TNF alpha induced protein 8 like 1. NCBI's taxonomy places the organism in Eukaryota, Metazoa, Chordata, Mammalia, Artiodactyla, Delphinidae. Gene Ontology annotation, cellular component: cytoplasm. Gene Ontology annotation, biological process: negative regulation of TOR signaling; regulation of apoptotic process. The record is from RefSeq and is a predicted model, not a curated record.